CUCUAGUGGUAGGGUCCCCAAGCCCCAAAUCCUUCAAAGUUUAUGACCGUUUUGUCCUUUCCUUCCCCUCCUUUACCUUUAGAAAACUUUCUAAUUCUUUACCUACCAACCCAACGGCCACUGCUCUCUCUCUCUCUCUCCCUCUCCCUCUUCCAGUGGGAAAGAUGGAUUUGAAACUAUGAAAACCCAGAACCCAAUUCCUUCUUUUACAGAAAGACGCAAUCUUUGAGAGACCCAGAGGAAAGAGAUCAAUAAUGGGUUGCUUUCUUGCAUGUUUUGGUUCUUCCAAAGACAAAAAACGCAGGAUACAGAGGUACAGGGUUCAGCACCGAGACCAUAGAUAUACAAGUUUCGAGCCUGUUCAAUCUGCAGUCUCUUCUGUAUCGGAGGUUCAGGAAACUCCUAUUAGCCCCGUAUUGGAAGAAGUCCGGGAUAAGCCAGUGGAGCAACUGAGCUUAAAUGCUAGAAAGAAAGUAACUUUUGAUUCUAAUGUCAAAACCUACGAGCAUGUCUCAAGCAACGAGACCUCGGAUCCUUUAUUGGAUACUGAAGAGAGUGGGAAGAAGGAAGAGGGGAAGAUUUUGGAAAAACCAUGCCAAUCCAAGUCUUCCUCUGACGAUAGUUCGAUCACUUCGAGCUCAGGGUCAUACCCUCCUAAUCAUAGGUACCAGAAUUGCAGGGAUAGUGAUGAUGAAGAUGAACCAUUAGACUCUGAAGACAGUGAUCUUGAUGAUGAAGAUGAGGAUGAUUACUAUGACGAUGAUGGGGAACUAGAGUACGAAGAUGAAAUUGUAGAAUCGAAUAAAGGGGUUUCUAUACCUCAAAUAAGUACUGAGGAUUUUGAUAGUCCAAUGCCAAUAAAACCAACUGGUUUGAACCACAAUGCACGUGAUAGGAGUGGUUAUGUCCAUUCCGUGCUAAACCCUGUUGAAAAUCUUACACAGUGGAAAGCUGUCAAAGCCAAAGGGACAUCACUAAUGAAGCCUCAGAAAGAGAAUUUCACACUGGAUCAAGAGCCCCGGAUUUCAUUCAGUUCGGAACCAAGUUUGAGCUUCAAAUCCAAAGCUGAUCAACACAAGAAGCAUUCGAAGAAUCCUCACCAAGAAGUGGCAGUUGAUGCUAGCCUCUCAAACUGGUUGGUUUCAUCAGAACAUAUACCUGUUAACAAGACUAGCACAAUUGCUUUGGACACUGGCACACCCGAGAAAAGCAUGUCCCACGGAUCAAACUCAGUGAGAAGCCAAGAAGAUAGACCAAUUUUAGGUGCAUUAACUGUUGAAGAGCUCAGACAGUUUUCAGCUUCCUCUUCACCAAGGAAGUCGCCAACUAGAAGUCCCGAUGAGAUGCCCAUAAUAGGGACUGUUGGAACCUACUGGAAUCACUCAGCUCCUCCUGCCAAGGGUUCUUCUGGUGCUUCUUACAAAGGAAUACCAAAUACCACCAGCAAAUACAGAGAGGAUAAAAGAGUGAAUUGGCAUUCUACCCCAUUUGAGACAAGGUUGGAAAGGGCUUUGAAUAGAGGGGGUGCUGCUGAAGCUUAGUGUUUGUAUAAGAUUGUUUUUCUUUUUUAGGCGGAAACAAGAUUGGUUUGUGAUUGUAUGUUCAUGAUGUCCAUUUUUUUAAUUCUUUUGUGAAUUAUGUAUUUAUUUCUGUGUGACGCUUGGCUGUUGUAAAAUUUAGUGGUUGAAUGAAAUAGACUUGCUUA
Molecule: messenger RNA, 1705 nt
Organism: Prunus mume (Japanese apricot)
Lineage: Eukaryota; Viridiplantae; Streptophyta; Magnoliopsida; Rosales; Rosaceae
Product: eisosome protein
Biological process (GO): male meiosis II
Source: RefSeq, a predicted model, not a curated record